CAACACUCUUUCUGUGUUCCUUCCUCAACUCGCUACUUCUGUUUUCCUUCUUUUCCAUAUUGUAUAAAGUCCAGGUGAGGAAUUUAUGGAUUGAUAACUUGCAUUUCCAACAGAUGGAGUCCUUUACUUUUCAUGGCUGUAUCUAUUCUCUUUGCCAUUCUUCUUUGUACAUGCGUUGCUGGGUUCGUUGUAGAUGUCUCUUGUUGAUCCUGCUUCCCUGUAUUAUUCUUUUUUUUAUUUUAUUUCCUAUAUUCUUAUAUAGCGACACUCAUUCGUAUCCUUCAUAUCAGACCUGUUCUCCUCAUACAUGCAACCAUUCCAUCAUCAAAUACCCCUUUAACGAUUGCAGCCAUACUACUGCUCAGUGCAGAAGAAAUCAAACCAGUGUAUUAGAUUUACCUUCUAUGAAGGGGUUCUGUAAUGGAGAUACUUAUAGGGUAGUGGGAGGGAUCACAGAAUCAUCCUAUACAAACAGAACCGUUCAUGUCACUUGUGAUCAAAACCUUUUGGAUGGUUGCGCUGGCACAUUCAAUGAUGUUAGAUUUUUUGAUGAUGAAUUUUAUCUUUCUGAUAAAUACAAAUGGGGAACCGUUAUUAUAUGUAAUAGGGAACCUGCCUACAGCAACAUUAUCCAGAGCAUUAAGUGUUUGGAAUGUAGAAGCAGAAAUGAUUUAUGCUACUUCGUUCCUUGGAAUUUAGCAUCAUAUUAUUAUCCUUCUCAAUUAUCCGCUGCUGAUAAAAGUUGUGGAGGCCAAUACGCCGUUGUCAUUCCCAGCAAUAAAAGCUACAAAAUCACUGAUGAAAAAAUACUGAGGGAGCGCUUCCACAAGGGAUUUGAAGUCAAAUGGGAUAUCAGCGAUCAGUGCUCUUCUUGUGAAAUAUCAGGCGGGAUAUGUUAUCAUGUUUUUCGAAUUUCAGGGUGCAUUUGUCCAGACGGUCCCCAUAAAUACAACUGCUCUGAUGGAAAACUUCUCGACGAGAAGAAAUGGUGGAUGACCUCAAAAUUUAAAGCAGCUAUAGGUGUUAUUUCUGGUAUCUUCAUUAUAUCAACAAUCAUCUUGAUUUGGCGAAGAAUUAAUAGAAAGAAAAGAGAGCAGCAAGAGGAGCUGGACAUUGAAGGCUUUAUGGAUCCCCUCGACUCCAGACCAUUUUCAGUUGAGAACUUUUUACAUGCAGCAAUUCCCACUAGAUAUUAUUAUCAUCAGAUCAAAAGAUAUACAAACAAUUUUGCAGUGAGACUUGGCCAAGGAGGUUUUGGUACAGUUUUCAAAGGUGAGCUUCCUAAUGGAUGUAUAAUAGCAGUUAAAAUUCUUGAAAAAUCAAAAUACAGUCGAAUCCAAUUCCUGAAUGAAGUGGUUACCAUUGGAAGGAUCCACCACUUGCAUCUGGUGCGGCUUCUGGGUUUUUGUAUCGAGGGGUCUAAAAGAGCUUUGAUUUAUGAGUAUAUGGUCAAUGGUUCCCUCGAAAAAUAUAUUCAUGGAGAUGAUCAAACUGUAUUGAAUUGGAAACAGUUGCACUCCAUUGCAAUGGGCACAGCUCGUGGGAUUGCAUAUCUACAUGAUGAAUGUCGAAAUAGGAUAUUGCACUGUGAUAUAAAACCCCAUAAUGUAUUGUUGGAUGCCAACUUUUCUCCAAAGGUCGCAGAUUUUGGUCUGGCAAAAUUAACAAAUAGAGAAGAUAGCCACGUUUCACUAACAGGUGCUGGAGGAACCCCUGGCUACGCGGCUCCAGAAGUGUGGUCCAAAACUAAUGGGCCAGUGACCGACAGAUCAGAUGUGUAUAGUUAUGGUAUGUUGGUGAUGGAGAUGGUGGGAGGAAGAAAGAAUCUUGACAUAAAAGCAACAAGAUCUAGCAAAUUUUACUAUCCAGAGUGGGCAUUUAAACAAGUGGAAAUGGGAGCAUUUGAAAAGUUAAGAGGUAAAACUAUAGAAGAUGAUGAAGAAGUUGUUAUAGCAAAGAAGUUGAGCAUGCUAGGACUGUGGUGCAUUCAGUACGACCCUUCUCAACGGCCUCCUAUGAGUAGAGUUAUUCAAAUGUUGGAAGGAGCUGUUGAUACCGUCAUUCCUCCUCAGCCUUUUCCUGUCGAUACACCAGUCCAAAUAACAGAGUUUGUUGAAUCAUCGUCUAGCAUGUGAUGUGUACUCACAUGUUCUCGUUCAUGGCAUAUCAUCUAUACCACAUUCCAUAUUUUAACGGCUCUAUGUAUGUUGAUCUCAACCGUCAGCAUUAGUAGCCCAUCAGCUUGUUAAUUAAUUUAUGUAGGGAAUAUAAUCUAUCAGGGUAGUGCUGCCGGGAACUCUUGUUUUGUAAUAGUGAAACUCUGUGUCCAGAAAUAUAUUUUUGCGUGAUAUAUAAACACGUAUCCCUUCUUUCAGUUGUAGAGAACAAAAAUCUUCCUUAAAUUGAUUAAAAAGUCUCUUUUUAGGGAAAGCA
Molecule: messenger RNA, 2433 nt
Organism: Cryptomeria japonica (Japanese cedar)
Lineage: Eukaryota; Viridiplantae; Streptophyta; Pinopsida; Cupressales; Cupressaceae
Product: rust resistance kinase Lr10-like
Exons: 3
Coding region: 114-2135 (673 amino acids)
Biological process (GO): protein phosphorylation
Molecular function (GO): ATP binding; protein kinase activity
Source: RefSeq, a predicted model, not a curated record